This is a messenger RNA of Sesamum indicum (sesame), 2053 nucleotides long. NCBI's taxonomy places the organism in Eukaryota, Viridiplantae, Streptophyta, Magnoliopsida, Lamiales, Pedaliaceae. The record is from RefSeq and is a predicted model, not a curated record.
UUCUUUCAAAAAUUUGAUUCUCUUCGCCUGCUCUCUUUUUUUUCCUCUUUUUCAUAUCCUAUCUGUACUUGAAUUGUUUUUGCAUUUAAUGCCAUUUCUGGCACUUGUUUUUUUUUUUCUCUUGUGGGCUGCCAUUGACGCACACAAAGAUUGUUUCUUGAGGGGUUUGAAGAGAUGGGAUUCUUGAGCAGUUUAUUAGGAGUUCUUGGUUUCGGAAUUGGGUUCCCAUUUGGUCUCUUUAUUGGGUUUUACUUCUUCAUUUACUCUGAAUCCGAAGAAGAUGUUGAGGAUCCGAUGAUCAGGCCACUUUGUGAACUCGAUACGGUCGCACUUGAAGAACUUAUGCCUGAGAUUCCUCCGUGGGUGAAGAAUCCUGACUAUGAUAGAGUAGAUUGGUUAAACAAAUUUAUGUCAGAUAUGUGGCCGUUUCUCGAUAAGGCAAUUUGCGGCAUUAUCAGAAGCACGGCGGAACCGAUAUUCACUGAGUACAUUGGGAAAUUUAAGAUUGAGGCAAUUGAGUUCAAGAAACUAAGCCUCGGAAAUCUUCCACCAACUAUUCAUGGUAUUAAAGUUUUUGAGACAAAUGAGAGGGAACUAGUUAUGGAACCAGCAAUACGAUGGGCCGGCAAUCCAAAUAUAAUUGUUUCCGUGAGCAUUUCAUCUAUACAAGUCAAAGUCCAGCUGGUGGAUCUGCAAGUAUUUGCUGCACCGCGCAUAACUCUGAAACCACUCGUCCCUACUAUUCCGUGUUUUGCAAACAUAGCGGUCUCUUUGAUGAAGAAGCCGCAUAUAGACUUCGGACUGAAAGUGUUGGGCGGGGAUAUCAUGUCCAUUCCCGGCCUUUAUUGUUACGUCCAGGUAACACGGCUNUACCUUUGGCCCAAGUCUCUUGAAAUACCCGUCCUUGAUGCUUCAACGGUGGCCAUAAAGAAGCCCGUUGGAAUUCUACAUGUGAAAGUCGUCCGUGCAACGAAGCUUCUGAAGAUGGAUUUCCUUGGCCUAUCAGAUCCUUACGUUAAGCUAAGCCUCAGUGGAGAAAAGCUUCCAGCAAAGAAAACUACGAUCAAGAAAAAGACCUUGAAUCCUGAGUGGAAUGAGGAGUUUAAGCUUUCAGUGAAGGACCCUCAAUCUCAAAUGCUUCACAUAAACGUCUUCGACUGGGACAAGGUAGGCUCACACGACCGGUUGGGAACUCAGAUUUUUCCUCUGAAGCUGCUGACCCCCAAUGAGCUAAAAGAAGUAACACUCGACUUGUUAAAAGAUACUGGUGUUACUGAUCCUGACAACAAAAGGCAAAGAGGGCAGAUCUUGCUGCAGCUGACAUAUGCUCCAUUUAGAGAAGAUCAUGACAGUUUCAGCGGGAUAAUGGACGGCUAUGCCAAGAAAGACAGCAUAGUCGACCGGGCGCCUAGCAACGUGAGCCCAACCGGAGCAGGCCUACUUCUGGUCACCGUUCAAGGCGCUCAAGACGUAGAAGGUUCGCGUCACAAUAAUCCUUAUGUGCUGGUGAUUUUCAGAGGCGAAAUAAAAAAAUCAAAGAUAAUGAAAAAGACUCGUAACCCUUUGUGGAACGAAGAGUUCCAAUUCUUGCUCGAAGAACCUCCGUUGCAGGAGAAGAUUCACAUCAAGGUUAUGAGCAAGCGGACAAGCAUUAGCUUCCAUUCUAAGGAAUCAUUAGGACACGUUGACAUCAACCUAGCUGAUGUCGUCUACAACGGCCGAAUCAACCAGAAGUACCAUUUGAUAGAUUCCAAGGAUGGAGUCAUACACAUUGAGUUACGGUGGAAAACAAUAUGACAGAAACUAGUGAAGAUAUACUUGCAAUCUUGGUAAUUUCAUUAACUGUGUCAAGGUUCAGUUUCUAUCAGAAUUUGGAGAAUAGUGAUGCACAAUGGUACAUGGGAUAGCUAAGUUCAAAGACCACAGAUUCAUGCAGUGCUUUGUUCCAGAGGGUAAGAUAGUAGGUAGUAUGUAAAAUUUGAAUUUUGUUGUACAACCAAACUGCUAUUAUAUCCUGAAAGCAGCAGAAAAAUUUCUGCAUUUUUCUUCUUGA